AUGCACGUUUACAUUUCGGAGCAUACGGCUUUAACAUGGAACUCGGUGAAAAUAGUCAAAAUCUUCGCGGAAAAAGUUCGUACAAGUAUUGUUUUGUACCCCAAUGCAAAAACACAUCGAAAAGCACCCCAGAAAAGCUGUUUAUUUCGGUGCCCAAAGGAGAUAAACGAGCUAAAUGGGUAAAACAAGUUCGAUACCCAUUGGAUGUUUCAGCAACAUCACGAUUGCAUUGUUGUGAAGAUCACUUUGACUUGCAAAACGACUUGAAAAACUAUAUGAGGGUGAAGCUUGAUCCGAAUGCGAACAUUCUCUUGAAGGAUGAUGUCCUGCCAACGUUUUUCGACUGCCAAAGUGACCGAAAAAGAGCAUGGACCUCAACAGAAAGACCAGGGGCCAAAAAAUUACGUCACGCAAGAACGUUAGCAGAAAUUGAAGAAGACCUUGCACGCUCAAUUUCUUUAACGUCCGCUGGAGCUGUUGGUGAAACGACGGUCGACGAGUCAACGACGGCUUCCUCAACAUCUGAUUUUUUUCCGCUUGACACUUCCGGUUCUUCUGCAAUCACCGAGGUUGGGACCAGAAGCUUAGAUGUUCACUUAAUCAUUGAAGAAAAGAUUAAACUUGAAAAACAACUUAAUACAGAACUCAUAAUUAAAGAGGAAAUAUUAGAAGACAGUGAUGUUAAAAUGGAAAUUAAAGGAAUUACAGAAGUUCGCGAAGAUAGUUUUUCAAUGGAAUGUGGACCAAUUAAGAAUGAAGUUCUGGAAGAUAGUGUUACAAUGGAAUAUGUAGGAAUUAAAUGUGAAAAACUAGAAAUAAAAUCUGAACGAAGUGAAUUAGAACCAGAGCAAGUUUAUAAUGAAGAAAAACAAUAUUCAUAUAUAGAUACAGGAUACAGGUUUUAUGAAUCUAGAUACUGA
Molecule: messenger RNA, 920 nt
Organism: Chrysoperla carnea
Lineage: Eukaryota; Metazoa; Arthropoda; Insecta; Neuroptera; Chrysopidae
Exons: 3
Coding region: 36-920 (294 amino acids)
Source: RefSeq, a predicted model, not a curated record